UUGAGUCUCAGACUUCGCAAGCAGAUGACUCUUCUUCGAGGUCCUACCACGUUUGCCUGUUGGAACUGUAGUUUAUGGAUCCGUCGCUAUUAUCGUUCAUUUGAUCCAAACCGUCUCUCAACUUGUGGACAAGACACCUACUCGCAAGAGAGGCAGAUUGCACCUCAGUCAACCCCUCUUACCGUGUAUUUGCAAUGCGUAGCUUGGAGACCUGAAUUGUUUUCUUUCAAAAAUUUAGGCACUCUGUUAGAGAAACACUCUCACGAAGUGUUUUCUAUUCCAGUUGAUGUGUUCGAAGCUAUUGAGAAUAAGUUUUCAGAAAUACGACAGGCCUUGAAAAAGUCUCACAAUUUUCUUGGUAGAGUGGAAUACUAUACUUUUUUCACUUCUAUUUUGAGCUUUAUUCGGGACGACAUACUAGAAAUCUCGAGGAAUGAAAGAAAUUCGAAAGAACUGCUCGAUUUGAUAUUAAAAUAUCGGAGAGAACAAGACCAACUGUUAGACCUACCCAAGUUUUUCAGAACCAGAGCUUCAGGUGGAAAUUCUCUUUGGCAUUGCUCGUUGCUGUUAUCAGGUUACAAUUUUGAAGCAUAUGAUUGUAAGAAUUUGAAGACAGGAAAGAGAGAAGUAUUUGCAAAAGCUGUAUUCCAAAUUUUUGCCGACUUUGUAAAAAACGUUGAAAAUGAUUUCUACUUUGCACGAAAUGAGCAUGAUGACUGUUCUUUAGACUCCAGUUUGAGAAGUUUAAUUGCUAAAAGACAACCAACUAAAGACGACUUCAAUUCUAUUGCACUGCUGAAACGACGACUUCAGAAAGUGAUACAAAAGCAAUAUCCAGAUUGCAGUUUAGAAAUUUUUGGUUCGGCAGUGACAGGUUUGUGGAAGCCAGCUUCAGAUGUUGAUUUUGUUGUUCUUCCAAAAAAUACUAUGAAGGAUAAAAAAUCCAAACCCGUGAAAUAUCUCCGUGUCUUGGCAGGCGUACUUAGGAGCACAGAAAUGUUUUCAGUAUUUCUCAUCGGCAAUGCCAAAGUUCCUAUCGUCAAAUUUGUCGAUCACACUUCUGGUUUGAAAGGCGAUAUCUCAUGGGAUUCCAGUUUAGGCUUAGUCAAUUCUAAACUGAUUAGACAAUAUCUUGAUAUGGAUGAACUGGUCAAAGACUUUGUAUGGCUAGUGAAAGAAUGGGUAUCCGCAAGGCGAAUAGCAGGCGCUCCUCAACACUACCCAAGUUCUUAUUGUUGGGUUCUUAUGUGUCUAUGGUUCCUUCAAAGAGUCAAAAAAGUGUUACCCGUUAUUUCUGUUCCUGAAGAAAUGUCGAAAAGAAAACAGGUUGAUUGGAUUUUAGAAUAUACUUAUCGGAAGGACGGAAAGAGUAUUUCAUCCGAGUAUACGUUGACACAACUUUUAGAACAGUUCUUUCGGCAUUUUGCUUACGAAAUUUCCAUAGAUGCCGUAAUAUUUGUUAGCCAAACUUCUCUUCUUAUGAAACAUUCUGGUAAAAACAGCAAAUGGAGAGUUGAAGAUCCGCUUGAGUUUGAACGAGACCUCAUGUGUCAUGUCAGUCACACUCAGUUCCAGGUCAUCUUGUACGAAUUUUUAAGAGCUCAUCGCAUUAUCUCAACUGAAAACAACAUUUCGAAGCUUUUUGAUAUACCAAAAGGAGAAAACAUACGUCGAAGAAUGAUAGGCUACUUUGACUGUCUUUUAGAAACCGAGCUAAAUGGUCAAGCACCUUUGAAAGGUUACAAAUGACUUGACUUGUUCAUAAUGGUCGUUUCCUU
Messenger RNA from Galdieria sulphuraria, 1778 nucleotides. RefSeq names its product nucleotidyltransferase. Gene Ontology annotation, biological process: RNA 3'-end processing. Gene Ontology annotation, molecular function: nucleotidyltransferase activity. The record is from RefSeq and is a predicted model, not a curated record. The coding region runs from base 25 to 1749 and encodes 574 amino acids. The transcript has 2 exons. Lineage: Eukaryota; Rhodophyta; Bangiophyceae; Galdieriales; Galdieriaceae.